UAUAAUGCUAGCUAAGUUUCGUUUUUGGGAAAUGAAGAGACCGUGAAGCUAUAUAACCCGCUUCUGAGCUGUUUGCAGUCACACUCAUGCAGCAACAGGAGCCGGCACAAAUGCAAGAUGGACAGAGUGAACAGGUAUUCAGCUUUUCUGAUGCUACGGCUCCUCAUUUGUGUCGGCUCCUCUCCGCUCUCAGUGCUGUCCUAUACCUCCUCGAAGGUGGGCCUGCCAGCGGUUCUGCCCUGCACAGUGGAGUCACAUCUGGAGUCUGAACGGGCUCCUCAUAUUCAGUGGCAGACCGUGAGCGACUCUGUGUUUGAGCGAAUGGGACAGGAGCAGUUCCAGGGGGAGGCUUACAUAAACCGAGCGGACGUCCCAGAACAUAUGCUCGUCAAGGGAAACUGCUCUCUCUUCUUGCAAGAUGUCAGAUUCAGCGAUGCGGGCGUUUACGAGAGUUACCUGGUGGUUGGGGAACCAAGUAAGCCUGUCAAGAGCCGGAUUUUCCUUCAGAGCGUCCAACUUGUGGUUGUCGAUCACAAGGCCAUCAGGUCUGUUCAGUUGGGCUCAGAUCUGAUCCUGGAUUUACACACACAUCAAGCCGAGCAGGUGAUUUUCCAGAGCAGUGAUGACACAGACUGGACAGUCCUGUGGGAGAGAGAGGGAGGCGUGAAGAAGAACGGUCAUCUGAAAGAGAAAGACAACAAACUGAUCCUCAGAAGGCUUUCGGCCAGCAGCGCCGGAACAUACAAAGUUUUAGAUUCACAGGGUUUGGCGCUCAGCACAGUCAAAGUCACAAUAACAGAACCUGUGCUACCAAAAGAAUCAGAGGUUUUGCAAAUACAGUCAGCAUACGGUAAAGCUACAACGAUUGUGCCUCCUCUAAGCCUCAUUACUUUUUUCCUUGUGUUUGAAAUCUUGUGUUUUUCCACUGGUUGAAAUUAACAGAUAUUUUGUUUUAAUUGUAUUUCAAUAACAUUCUGUAAUAUUUUAGCCCUGUGUGAAAUUUCUGUCUUUGAAAUGAAUGGGUGUUCUUUGCCAUUUCUUUCAUAGUGGAUAAUUUACUGCACUCUGAAAUGUUCAAAUUAUUUAAAAUAAAUCAUUAUUAUAUACAACAGAAACACAUGGAUCAAAUAAGUACAAAGAUGUGCAUUCCUUUGAAUUAUUAGUAAGUCACCAUUAGUGCAAAAUUGUCAUUUUAUCUUUGCGCAGUUUUCGAGUGUAUAUUAUAUAUUAUUUAUUUGUGGAUAUUGAAGUGAGAAGGAUUGUGAUGAAACAUGACCAUUUUCAUGUUCUUACUGUGUUUUGUAAGCUUACUGUAUUGUGUUUCAUGCAGAAAACAUGCUAAUAAUAAAUUAACCAACAAUGAAUCUGAA
Messenger RNA from Danio rerio (zebrafish), 1370 nucleotides. Lineage: Eukaryota; Metazoa; Chordata; Actinopteri; Cypriniformes; Danionidae. The record is from RefSeq and is a predicted model, not a curated record.